Rhizophagus irregularis DAOM 181602=DAOM 197198 is the source of this 333-nucleotide messenger RNA. NCBI's taxonomy places the organism in Eukaryota, Fungi, Glomeromycota, Glomeromycetes, Glomerales, Glomeraceae. The record is from RefSeq and is a predicted model, not a curated record.
AUGAACCCGGUUUUUAAAAAAAAGUUCGAAUAUUUUUUUUUAAAAUUAUCAAUAAAAUACCUUGCUACGAAUUGUGGGAACUGCAUAUGUGAUUUCGAACGUAAUGAAGUUGUUACUCGCGAAGCGAUGAGAAGUAGUGAUUUACUUAAUCAAAGGGGAAAACUAAUGGACUUUCGUGCUGUUACUUUUGUCUGGAAACAUAAAGCUGUCUUCGACGUUGCACGUCUUGAUGGUGAAGUACACGUACCCGUUUAUAAACGUGUACAUAACCCUCCUCCUGAAGCGAAUAUUUAUUUAUGCUUCAGACGUUUGGGCUCGAAACUUUUUUCUUAG